UCUGGGAUGGCAUGAGGGCGAGUAAAUUAUGAAAGAAUUUUCAUUUUUGGGUGAACUAUUGUUGUCAUUAAAGCUAUUAAAGUGAGAGUUCACCCAUAAAUGUAAAUUCUGACAUUAUUUAUUCACACUCAUGUUGUUCCAAACCCAUAUCACUUACCUGCAUGGAACACUAAAGGCAGAAUGUUCAGCCUCCAUUCAUUCCACAUUGUAUGGAAAAAAGAUGCAAUGAAAGUGAAUGGUGACUGAGACAGUCCCUUUCAUUCAUCCAAACAUCUCAAUUUUGUUCCACAGCAGAAAGUCAUAUGGGUUUCGAACAACAUUAGGGUGAGUAAAUGAUGACAGAUUUAUCAGUUUUAGGUGAACUACCCUUUUAAUGUCACCUUGGUCCAUCAGCAGCCUCAGGGCAAGGCCAGUUGAUGCCUUAAAACUGACUCUGUGUGACGAAAAGCCCUGUCCACAAUACAUAUCUACCUGUCCCCUUUGUCUAUUGUCUGGUAUGGGGUAUCCAGCCAGUGGGUUGGACUACCUUGUGUGAGGCAAGAGGUGGGGGGCAGAGGAUGGCACUGGCAGAGAGAAGUUACACAGCUAUACUGCUGACUCUCUUGGUCAGUCUCAGUCAUGAACAUUGGCUUAUACAGAAAAGAGUAAGACAGGUACUGUGAGGAGAAGCACAUAAGGGCAGGAUGGUGAGGUGCUCGAAGCAUUCAGAAGCCAGUCUGGAGGACCCAAGUUGUAUGCACUGUGGUCCCAUUAGCUCUUCCAGGAUUCCUCACAAACUACUCUGGGGCGGACUUGCUGCCACGCUGUUCAUUGUUAUCAUUGCCCUUGGUGUGACUGCACAUCUUGGGCUACAGCACAAGACACAAUCUUCACUGCAGGUUGUCAGAAUUCCAGAUGAUACAGGUGGAUUUAUCAAUCAGUCUGCUCUGAUUGACAAGCACAACAAUGUAGUGACCUACUCCGUGACUUCCCAUGUAAACCACACCUCCACAGUGAUUUUUGACAUGAGACAUGGAUUGGUAUGCUAUAAACCUGACAACCAGGACAGCUGCUUUCUUCGGCGGAUGGAAACUUUGGAUUAUGAGAAUGUGCAGUCUCAGCUGAAUAAAUCAGAGCAAGAGGUCAGUCAGGUCUGGGUGGUGGGAAAUGAGACUGAAAAACACACAAAGUUUUUGGGAGUGUUGCCCGGCAGUCGUGUUGAUGCUUCCACCCUUCAAGAACCUCUUCAGUCCCUCUGUCAGCAAGCCUCUGUCUACUGGACUAGAAGAUCUGAUAGUCCCGGGAAACAAAGACUUAUUUACUUCUGCAUUGACAUCUGCUUCCCCAGCAACAUUUGUGUCUCAGUGUGUUUCUACUACCUGCCAGAGUGAGAUUUCAUUGACGGUGUACCAGCACAUGCCAGGGAAGCUGGAGAGGCUGUACAAAUGCCAUCAUUAAUGGCAAUCUGGCAAAGAAGACAGAACCAUUUUGUCAUGUUAUCUGCUAAGUGAUUAUCUUCAUCCUCUUUUGUAUUUAGCCCCAUUUUUUCAGUGGUGUUUGAACAUGACUUGGCUCAAAGACUCAGUAACCAGCUUGUAUAUUUUGUAACCUGAUGCAGAUGGGUAAUGCCAAACACUGUUGGUCUACAAUAAAGCACCAUUUUGUUAAGUCAAUGAAAUCUCUG
Molecule: messenger RNA, 1663 nt
Organism: Myxocyprinus asiaticus (Chinese sucker)
Lineage: Eukaryota; Metazoa; Chordata; Actinopteri; Cypriniformes; Catostomidae
Gene: bricd5
Product: BRICHOS domain containing 5
Exons: 6
Coding region: 684-1370 (228 amino acids)
Biological process (GO): regulation of cell population proliferation
Source: RefSeq, a predicted model, not a curated record